AUGUCGACAUUCGAUGGCUUCAUCCGUGAAUUCGACGGCCUUGUUCGUGUGGAUAACUUCCAACAAUCCGGCUGGCUUCCGACGGGAUGCCGCGCAUCAUUGGUUUAUCUCUUGUCGCAUGCUCACUCGGAUCAUAUGGUCGGCCUCGAGACGUUUGCCGGCGCAACGAUCUGGUGUUCGGAGGUCACCAAAGCCAUCGUCUUGAACAUUCGCCCGGUUCAAGCUCGAGUUAACGAAGCCAAUGGCAUAGGCAAUGGAAAAAUGGACCAGACUUAUAGAAACUUACUACCGAAGGAUUCCAGUGAAAAACCCCUUCUGAAAACUAUGAAACCCUACGAUCCCGAGGAGAUUCCAGUGAUCAAUUCAAAGGGGGGGAUAUGCCGCGUAACACUCAUUCCAGCUAACCACUGUCCAGGCUCGGCGAUGUUUUUGAUCCAAAUGUGGAACCGUAACGUCCUUUACACUGGCGAUAUUCGUGCGGAGCCUUGGUGGGUGGAGUCGUUGACCAAAGAACCUCAACUCGCACCCUUCGUCGUUCCUCCUCAAGGGAUCAACCAUCGACUCGUAAAACCUCCUCAAGAUAAACACUCGCCCAAAACAAUCCCUUCGUCCGAGGAGGAAACCACGCGCCCCUUUCUCCAGCUGAAUAACAUCUAUUUGGAUACUUCAAGUUUACUCACCAAACUCGAUGUCUUGACAAAGGAUGAAGCGAUCAAAUUGACGAUUCAAAUGAUGUCCGCCUAUCCAAAGGAUACCAAUUUCUUCAUUAAUUCAUGGACUUGGGGUUACGAGGAGUUGCUUCAACGGAUCGCUGUUCACUUCAAAACUUCUAUCCAUGUAGAUGACUACAAGUACUCAAUCUAUAAGCUGUCUGACUUCAGGAAACAAUUUCCUCUCUUGCUAGCUCGUUUAACCCUGGAUCCGGAUGAGACCAGGUUCCAUGCUUGUGAAAGGACUGACCGAUGCCAGAAAGUUCUUGAUAAAAGUAGAGAAUGGCAGCAGUCUCAGUCCCUUGAUUCUGGGAUCAAAAUCGGAAGCACCAGAUCGAAAGAACCUCUGGUGGUGUGUGUCAACCCUUCCGAAAUCACGACUCAGAAAUGGAAUUUAUACAAAGCAGCUCUGGAUGUCAAACUUGCGACUGCUGCUCGAUAUACCUCGGAGAACCCACAAACAGAACAUGACCUGUGGCCACAAUUACUGUUUUGCCCUUUAACCCGACAUUCGUCGUUCAAAGAGAUCCUCAACUUUAUAUCGGCAUUUCGACCCCAAUGUAUCUUCCCCAAUACAACCUCCGCGGACACCGGAUUUGUCGAGUUUUACGCAAUCCCAAAGUUGUUUGGAUCUUUACUUUCUUCUGAUGCCGCUCAAAAAAUCCAAGAGCAAGCUAUUCAAUUCGUCAAGGAUUACGAGAAACGUCAUAGCCAAGUGCGCAAGAAAGCCAGGCCCUCUGUUGAUCUGUUUGAUUGGAAAGGCAUCCAUUUCCAGAAAUUGGAAGAAGUGUUUCAAAAAUUCGAAGAACUCGAAUUCCAAUCGGCCAAAGUUCAAUCGAUGUGGAAACAAAGCUUCCCGACGAUUAAUCCGAAUGAGAAGGAUGAGGCAGCCAAGUUCUUAGGCGGUCCUCCCGCCCACGAAAAUUCAAAUCGAAAAGAUUCUCCUGAAAUCAUCGAAAUUCAAUCUUCCGAUGAGGACGAUAGUUCUGACUCGGAAACGGUCCCUGAGCCUUCUGAAACUGAUCAAGAAACUCAACGUAAUCGAUCUUCUGAAAUCUACGAAAGCGAUCCACUUGAAUCGUCUGAAAUGGCAGAAUCUAUCAGAGAGGAAACACCCAAUGAAGCAACACGUCAACUUGAAGAAAUAAAUUGGACACCUGAACAAACAAGUCCUACACCUGAACAAGUAAAUCAUACGCUCGGAGACGCAGAUUGUGCACCUGAAGAAGCAAGUCGUACACCUGAAGAAGCGAAGAGUCCUCAGCAUUCAUCAAGUGACAUACCAGUGACUCCGUCAAAUCCCACACCGAUUUCUCGUAUUCCGAUUGCAUCUACUUCAACAAAUGAAGGCACUUCGCCAUUUCAGGAUCUUCACAGCAGCCCCGCACAACCUGUUUCAGCAAACUCACCUGAAUCCAGACCUCGUUCAAAUGGCUUGGAUCUUUCUUGUGAAAGACAAACGCCGUCAGCCUGGGCGGCUAUUCUCCAAAAUAUCGAACGUCAACGAUAUUCAGAGGCGAGAGCCUUGGCUCGACACCUCCGCAAAUAUGAGCAAGCACUUGAUCAGCUUGAAGACCAUGAUCAUUCUGACGGCUGCCAUCAAUCAAAGAAACGGAAGAAGGCCAUCGAUGUUGGUGACACCUCCGAUCCGGAAAACCAGUCGAAAAGGUCUUCAAGCAUCAUCAUCAUCGAUGAUAGUCCGAAACACAUCCCUCCGAAGGAUCCGCUUCUCGUUUGGAUUGGGGUGCGAGACUGUAUUGUCACGUUGACCCAGCUGAGAGCGCAAACCUUCCACGCUCGCCAAAAAGGCGUAGAAGCAAUCAUGCGUUCUAGCUGAAAUGUGGUUAUAUAUUUGUGUAUUAUUGUCUUGAUUACUACGCAUUCCUCCUUUGCAUAACCUCUAAGAAAAGUGCAAUGCUUGACAUUCAUUCUCUUUUUUCAAUCAAAAGUAUGUGGAAUUAGAUCGUUGGUUGGACAUACACAGUCUAUUUUGCUUUCACUAUCCCUUCUGUAAUGUUUACAUAUCAUCAUUGUUUGUUCCUAGUGUAAUCUAAUUCAACCGCUUGUCAAAAAAGGAAACUGUGGGGGAUUUGUUCCGC
Molecule: messenger RNA, 2809 nt
Organism: Puccinia graminis f. sp. tritici CRL 75-36-700-3
Lineage: Eukaryota; Fungi; Basidiomycota; Pucciniomycetes; Pucciniales; Pucciniaceae
Exons: 5
Coding region: 1-2547 (848 amino acids)
Biological process (GO): protection from non-homologous end joining at telomere; interstrand cross-link repair; double-strand break repair via nonhomologous end joining
Molecular function (GO): damaged DNA binding; 5'-3' DNA exonuclease activity
Source: RefSeq, a predicted model, not a curated record